AUGACUCAAGAUUCAGGAAAGAAGAUCGUUGCCGGUCCCAAACCUAUCAAGAACUCUCAUGGAGUCAAAUUUCUUGGUUUGAAGACUUCAUCUUCUACUUCAUCUAGGGUUACUCGUUCCUCUGCAAAAAUUGUCUCUCCAGAAUCGUCUGGACCUGCCAAGAGGACAAGGAGUAUGCGGAUCAAUCAUGUUGUCAAGCGUGGCACAGGGAAAGCAUCAAGUGUUCAUGACAUCUCAGAGGAUUCCAUUCCUGAUCCUCAGGUUGAUGAUAAUCAAGAAAGUGAUGCCCCCGAUGCUGAUGCAGAUCAAGUUAUCCACGAUGUCUUGGAGACUCUUGCAGAUGUUGCCACUGCAGAGGAUGUCAUGCCAAAUGUUGAAUCACAGGAUGAUCGUGAUUUUGAACCAAACUCUGCAGAAAAUCCUUGUGAGCCUGAUGCUGAGAAGGAAGAUGAUACUGAUGUUGCUAGUCAUGAAUCUUCAAGUGAGAAGACUCUCUCUGUUGAAAUUCCCCAUGAGAAGACUCCUGAACCUGUGUCUAGGAAGGGUCAGAAAAAAGUGUCUACUGCCUCUGAAGAAGAAAACUCGGAUGAUCAAGAAGUACACAAGAAAGUCAUUGCCUCUGCCUGUAAGGAGGCCACAGUCUCUACAAGUAAGAAUGUUACAGGUCUGAAAGAAAAGAAGAAGAAGGUUUCUGGUACGCAGACUCCCAAAACUCCAAAAACAUCUCAGGUCUCAGUUCCUGAGAAGAAGAAAAAGAAGGAAAAGAAAGAUGAGAAGGUUGCCGCAUCUACUGGAAGGAAGAGGAAACAUGUUGCUGAAACUGACUCUGAACCAGAUGUCGAGCCCGAUGUCCCUGACAUCUCCACCUCUGCCAAGAAAAGAAUUAAGGGGAAGAGAAUUCCUUUGAAUGUUCCAGAGGCACCCAUUGACAAUGUAUCUUUCCACUUUGCUAGUUCUGCACAAAGUUGGAAGUUUGUUGUUCGGAGAAGGUUAGCCAUAGAAAGGGAACUCCAUGAAGAUGCUUUGGAACUUAAAGAGAUCAUGGAUAUGUUGGCUGAUGCAGGUUUGAUGAAGACUGUCAAGAACAUUGGCAGAUGCUUCUCUCAAUUAGUUAGGGAAUUCAUUGUGAAUAUCCCUACUGACUGUGAUGAUGAGAGUAACUCUGAGUUCAGGAAGGUCUAUGUCAGAGGAAAGUGUGUAAAUUUCUCUCCUGAAGUUGUUAAUCAUUUUUUGGGAAGAAGCCCGGUUGCUGGAACUGAUGAAGAACCUGAGUUGAAUAGGGUUGCUAAGACCCUGAUUGGCAAGAUGGUCAAGAAGUGGCCAAAGAAAGGAUUGCUUCCCUCUGGGAAGUUAACUACCAAGUAUGCUGUCCUUUUCAAGAUUGGCUGUGCAAAUUGGAUGGCCACCAAUCACUUAUCUGGUGUAACUCCUCCCCUUGCCCGAAUGCUCUAUCUGAUUGGUACUGAUGGUGAGUUUGAUUUUGGCAAACUUGUUUUUUACCAGACUCUGAAGCAUGCAGGUUCUUAUGCUGUGAGACUGCCAAUUCUGUUUCCAUGCCUCUUGUCUGAACUAAUUGUCAAACAACAUCCUCAUGUUGUGAGGGCUGAUGAACCACAAGGUAAGAGACCUUUGCCUCCCAAGUUUGAUUAUCGCUUGUUUGCUGUGACACAUGUUCCAGACAUUGUGUUAUCUGCAGCAAAGGGUUCUGCUAGUACCAGUGGUACUCAGAGAGUUGGUUCAAGCAAAGAUGAUAUUUUGGCUGAAUUGAGGGCUGUCUCCAAGUCCUUGGAUGACACUAUUCAGGCUUGCAAGAUUAGGAAGCUGAAUGUGGACAAGCUCAUCAAGGCCAUGACAUAG
This is a messenger RNA of Lotus japonicus, 1857 nucleotides long. RefSeq lists its product as uncharacterized. NCBI's taxonomy places the organism in Eukaryota, Viridiplantae, Streptophyta, Magnoliopsida, Fabales, Fabaceae. The transcript has a single exon. Bases 1 to 1857 code for a protein of 618 amino acids. The record is from RefSeq and is a predicted model, not a curated record.